AUUAUUAUAAAUUUAGUUUUAACUAUAUUUACAUUAAGAAUAAUUUUAAUUAUAAUUAUAUCCACUUUUUCUAAAAAAAGAAAAAAUUGACGGGAAAAGAUAAUUCCAUUUGAAUGUGGGUUUAAUUUUUUCAAUUCAGCACAAAUACCAUUUUCAAUUCGAUUUUUUUUAAUCGCAAUCUUAUUCAUUAUUUUUGACGUUGAAAUUGCUUUAAUUUUACCAUUGUUAACAACAUUUUUUUCAACUAGCCUAAAAAUGUGAAUUUUUUCAUCAUUUGCGUUAAUAUUAAUCAUUUUAAUAGGAACUUUAAUUGAAUGAAAAGAAAAUUCAUUUGAAUGAAAAAAAUAA
This is a messenger RNA of Frankliniella occidentalis (western flower thrips), 348 nucleotides long. NCBI's taxonomy places the organism in Eukaryota, Metazoa, Arthropoda, Insecta, Thysanoptera, Thripidae. The record is from the annotation of a RefSeq genome assembly.